This is a messenger RNA of Linnemannia hyalina, 1008 nucleotides long. Lineage: Eukaryota; Fungi; Mortierellomycota; Mortierellomycetes; Mortierellales; Mortierellaceae. The record is from the annotation of a GenBank genome assembly.
AUGUCUAUCAAAGUCGGUAUCAACGGAUUCGGACGCAUCGGUCGUCUCGUUCUCCGCGCUGCUCUUGCCAACAAGAACGUCAAGGUCGUUGCCAUCAACGAUCCCUUCAUCGAUCUUGACUACAUGGUCUACAUGUUCAAGUACGACUCCACCCACGGUCGCUACAAGGGCACCGUUGAGGCCAAGGAUGGUCACUUGGUCGUCGAUGGCCACAACAUCGUUGUUUACAACAGCUUGAAGCCCGAGGAGAUCAAGUGGGGUGCUGCUGAGGCCGAGUACGUCGUCGAGUCGACCGGUGUCUUCACCACCAUCGAGAAGGCCUCCCUCCACUUGAAGGGCGGUGCCAAGAAGGUCGUCAUCUCUGCCCCCUCUGCUGACGCCCCCAUGUUCGUCUGCGGAGUCAACCUGGAUUCCUACAAGACCGAGUACAACGUUGUCUCGAACGCCUCCUGCACCACCAACUGCUUGGCCCCCCUCGCCAAGAUCAUCCACGACAACUUCGGCAUCACCGAGGCCUUGAUGACCACCGUCCAUGCCACCACCGCCACCCAGAAGACCGUUGACGGACCCUCGGGCAAGGACUGGCGCGGCGGCCGUGGUGCCGGUGCCAACAUCAUCCCCUCCUCCACCGGUGCCGCCAAGGCUGUCGGUAAGGUCAUCCCCGAGUUGAACGGAAAGUUGACCGGUAUGGCCUUCCGUGUCCCUACCCCCGAUGUCUCCGUCGUCGAUUUGACCGCCCGCCUUGCUACCCCCGCCACCUACGAGCAGAUCAAGGCCGCCAUCAAGAAGGCCUCCGAGAACGAGAUGAAGGGCAUCAUGGGCUACACCGAGGAUGAGGUCGUCUCGACUGACUUCAUCGGUGACACCCACUCCUCCAUCUUCGAUGCCAAGGCCGGUAUUGCCUUGUCCGACACCUUCGUCAAGCUCAUCUCCUGGUACGAUAACGAGGUCGGUUACUCCAACCGUUGCGUCCAGUUGAUCGAGUACAUGUACUCCAAGGACCACUAA